Paraglomus occultum is the source of this 609-nucleotide messenger RNA. NCBI's taxonomy places the organism in Eukaryota, Fungi, Glomeromycota, Glomeromycetes, Paraglomerales, Paraglomeraceae. The record is from the annotation of a GenBank genome assembly.
AGAAUGUCCACCGGUGACGGUGAUGUCCUUCUAAAUGAUUAUGUCAAGCAAUGGAUGAAAAUAGAAACGCUUGAGAAACAUGUGGAAAUGAAAAAGAUACUGAAAGCAGGUUUAAAACUAAAACACGUCGUUUCGCUUUACGAGUUGGUGGAAGACAGAGUAGCCGAUUUGCUUAUUGACUGUGUUGAUCCUCAAUACAAACGCGACAUGCCGGUUGAUAUACACGAUGAACUGAUGAACGCAUGCGAAUUUGAAGACACUGGUGGUAGACUCGGGAAAAUCCCUGCUGCAGCUUUUGCAAAAGCCUUGAAGCGUUUUGCGUUGAGGAUGUUGUCUGUAAAACCGGUUGACGAGAACUUGAAUCUCAAUUUAUAUUUGAGUCAGAUGAAUUUCUGGUCGGACGUAUCUGAAGAGAUUGUUGAAGAUAACUUUCCAGAAAACUUGCUUGUCGCUCAUAGUCAUUCGGCUUAUUGUGCGAUCAAAGCGAAGAUGGAUAAAAUACGUUCUAAGCAGCAAUCUAUGGCCAGCUCAAACAAGCGUCCUCUUAUGAAAACACAUACCAGUGUUAAAGCGAAGAAAGCGCAGAAACAGAAGUUCAAUCAAGCAUAG